AUGGCCACCGUCUCCCCAACGCCUGCUGUUGCUCCUGCUCCUGCGGCUGAGCAGCAACCGCCCUCGUCUUCUCAGCCCACCACCUCCGACUUUGACAUCGUCACCACAUACCGUAACCUCCUCGCCGACGACCCCCACCUCACAAAGCCUGUCGCUGCCAUCGAGUCCCUCAUCGCCCUUCUCGGCUCUACGCCCUCCACCACUGUCUUCGAGACCCUCGACACCGUCAAGGCGCAGUCUGACCGCCUCAAGGCCUCCGUCGCGAACCCCGUGCCCCUCUCCGCCGGCACCGACCUAUUCCUCCAGUACCUCGUCUCCUCGCUCCGCCAGCAGGACGGCAGCUUCGACGCCGUCCGCCAGCACCUCCUUGCCAACGGCCGCCUGUUUGCCGCCCGCGCCAACGCCGCCCGCCAUGGCAUCGCAGAUGCUGGCUGGCGCUUCAUCCAGGAGGGCCAGUGCAUCCUGACCCAUGGCGCCUCCCGCUCCGUCAUCGGCAUCCUCGAGCGCGCCGUGCAGAACAUUGGCGCUGCAAAGUUCAAGGUUAUCUACGUCCGCGAGGAGACCCGUGUCGAGGAGAGCGACCGCGUUGUCCGUGAGCUCCGCGACAAGGGUAUUCCCGUCGCUGAGGUCGCCGAGGCCUCCGUUGCCUACGUCAUGGGGCUCUUGCGCCAGGUCAACAUGGUCAUCGUUGGUGCCGAGGCCGUCACCUCCAACGGCGGCAUCAUCUCCCGCAUGGGCACCCUGCAGAUCGCAAAGCUGGCCUCCGAGGCCCACGUGCCAUUCUACGUUGCUGUCGAAACCCACAAGUUUGCCCGCAAGUUCGUCAUGGACCAGCGAGAUAUUGGUUUCAAGCAAGACAUUCUCGACUUCUCCGUUGAUUCCAAGAGCAAGCAGCCUCUCGACGCCGUUGACUUUACUCCCCCCGAUUACAUCUCUAAACUCAUCACUGAGAACGGUAUCAAAUUACCAGGUUAUGUCUUCGAACAGCUCCUCGACAUCUACGGUAGUCUGAACGGUUGA
Ilyonectria robusta is the source of this 1020-nucleotide messenger RNA. RefSeq lists its product as uncharacterized. Bases 1 to 1020 code for a protein of 339 amino acids. The transcript has 4 exons. Gene Ontology annotation, biological process: translational initiation. NCBI's taxonomy places the organism in Eukaryota, Fungi, Ascomycota, Sordariomycetes, Hypocreales, Nectriaceae. Gene Ontology annotation, molecular function: guanyl-nucleotide exchange factor activity; translation initiation factor activity. Gene Ontology annotation, cellular component: eukaryotic translation initiation factor 2B complex. The record is from RefSeq and is a predicted model, not a curated record.